AUGUCGAACUCGUUGACUGAAGCUGCAGACAGGCAUAGUGCAGCUACAGUCGAAUUGAAAGAUGAUACAGUCAUUGUCGUUCUUGGAGCUUCAGGGGACCUGGCCAAAAAGAAAACUUUCCCCGCGCUGUUCGGAUUGUACCGCAAUAAAUUCCUUCCCAAAGAUAUCAAGAUCAUCGGAUACGCACGAACAAAAAUGGACCAUGCUGAAUUCAUUCGAAGGGUGCGGUCAUAUAUCAAGAUCACCACACCGGAUAUUGAGAAUCAGCUUACCGGAUUCUGCAAUAUUUGCACGUACGUCUCAGGGCAGUAUGAUCAAGACGAUUCUUUCGUAACCUUGAACAAGCAUCUCGAGGAUCUCGAGAAGGGGAAAAAAGAACAGAACAGAAUCUUUUACAUGGCACUUCCACCCAGUGUCUUUAUAACUGUCUCCCAGCAUCUGAAGAAGAAUUGCUAUCCGGAGAAUGGUAUUGCAAGAAUCAUCGUAGAGAAGCCGUUUGGAAAAGAUCUCGGAAGCUCGCGAGAGUUACAAAGAGCACUGGAACCCGAUUGGAGAGAGGAGGAGAUAUUCCGUAUCGAUCAUUAUCUUGGAAAAGAAAUGGUGAAGAAUAUUUUGAUUCUGCGAUUUGGGAACGAGUUUUUCGGGGCUACCUGGAAUCGCCAUCAUAUUGAUAACGUUCAGAUCACAUUUAAAGAGCCAUUCGGUACGGAAGGCAGAGGGGGUUACUUCGACGAAUUUGGCAUCAUCCGUGACGUUAUGCAGAACCACCUUCUUCAAGUCUUAACGCUUCUAGCAAUGGAACGACCCAUUUCAUUUUCCGCGGAAGAUAUUCGGGACGAGAAAGUGCGCGUCUUGCGUGGAAUCGAUGCGAUCGAGCCCAAGAACGUCAUCAUUGGUCAAUACGGGAAAUCGCUGGAUGGAAGCAAACCCGCAUAUAAGGAAGACGACACAGUCCCGAGAGAUUCAAGGUGUGCAACAUUUUGUGCCAUGGUAGCAUACAUAAAAAAUGAGCGGUGGGACGCGCUGAACGAACAAAAGACGGAGAUCCGUAUACAAUUCCGUGACGUCACCUCAGGCAUCUUCAAAGACAUUCCGCGAAACGAACUCGUAAUCCGCGUACAACCCAACGAGUCAGUAUACAUAAAGAUGAAUUCGAAGCUCCCCGGUCUUUCCAUGCAGACUGUCGUCACAGAGCUCGAUCUCACUUAUCGACGAAGAUUCUCAGAUCUGAAGAUUCCCGAAGCUUACGAAUCCCUCAUUCUAGACGCCCUCAAGGGAGAUCACUCUAAUUUUGUCCGUGAUGACGAAUUGGAUGCCAGCUGGAGAAUCUUUACCCCACUUCUGCACUAUCUAGAUGAGAACACAGAGAUUACACCAAUGGAAUACCCUUAUGGCUCACGUGGCCCAUCUGUCCUCGAUGACUUUACAUCAUCGUUUGGCUAUAAAUUCAGCGACGCUGCCGGAUACCAGUGGCCCCUCACCACCACUCCAAACCGCUUGUGA
Molecule: messenger RNA, 1503 nt
Organism: Paracoccidioides brasiliensis Pb18
Product: glucose-6-phosphate 1-dehydrogenase
Exons: 9
Coding region: 1-1503 (500 amino acids)
Biological process (GO): pentose-phosphate shunt, oxidative branch; glucose metabolic process
Cellular component (GO): cytosol
Molecular function (GO): NADP binding; glucose-6-phosphate dehydrogenase activity
Source: RefSeq, a predicted model, not a curated record